This is a messenger RNA of Abrus precatorius (Indian licorice), 1291 nucleotides long. RefSeq lists its product as uncharacterized. Bases 157 to 1020 code for a protein of 287 amino acids. NCBI's taxonomy places the organism in Eukaryota, Viridiplantae, Streptophyta, Magnoliopsida, Fabales, Fabaceae. Gene Ontology annotation, molecular function: iron ion binding; protein binding. The record is from RefSeq and is a predicted model, not a curated record. The transcript has 6 exons.
UAACGAUGGAAUUGCGGUCAUACGGUGCGGUUCUUUGGUGUCUUAAUCUCCACCACCAGUCAAAGAUUAUCUAUAUUUUGAAAAUUAAAAACAAAUAAAAAGAAAAAGAGAAACUCUUGGUGUGUUGGCAACGUGUGUUUGUUUGGUGGUGAUUGCAUGCUAUCCACACGUCUCACCGGAAACAUGUCAGGUGUGGUUGCAGGGUCCUCGACUUCAUUCUCCGCCUCCUUCACCACCACAAGGAGGAACCACUCCUUCAAAAGCUCUCACCUCACACAUUCCAAGACACUCAUAACACCUCCUCAGUGCCAGAAAACAUCUUUACAAGGUCUCUCACUUCAUGAAGCCAAAAGGGGUGUUUCAGAUUCCUUCCUAGGUGAGAAGAAGAAUGGUUAUUCUUCCUCCAAUGCUGGAAGGAGACUUGAGAUCACAGCAAGAACUGCUGGGGCCGCAAAGACAAUAGAGGUUGAGGUUGACAAGCCACUUGGCCUCACCUUAGGCCAAAAGUCUGGUGGUGGUGUUGUCAUCACUGCUGUUGAUGGAGGUGGGAAUGCAGCAAAAGCAGGGUUAAAGUCAGGUGAUCAAGUCCUUUAUACUAGUAGUUUCUUUGGGGAUGAAUUGUGGCCUGCGGAUAAGCUUGGAUUUACUAAAACAGCAAUCCAAGCUAAGCCAGACUCUGUCUACUUUGUUGUCAGCAGAGGUGCUGAGGUAGAUGUGAAAAAGCUCACCAAGCGUCCUGCUCCCCCUCGCUUUGGAAGAAAACUGACUGAGACUCAAAAGGCUAGAGCUACUCACAUUUGCCUUGAUUGUGGAUACAUAUACACCUUACAGAAACCUUUUGAAGAUCAGCCGGACACAUACGGUUGUCCUCAAUGUCAAGCACCUAAGAAGAGGUUUGCUCGGUAUGAUGUUAACACUGGAAAGGCUAUUGGUGGGGGGUUGCCUCCUAUUGGAGUUAUUAUUGGACUUGUGGCUGGUGUUGGCGCAGUUGGAGCUUUACUUGUUUAUGGUCUUCAGUGACAUUUUAUUCCAUGACAUGCUGCUAGUUCUAUUGAUUUUUAUGUCCUCCAAAGCUAUUCAAUAUUGGAGUUUGUAUCUCAGAAACUCCUUUGAUGUUCAUGUGAAGAUUGAAGCUUUCUGAAUGAGAUUCAAAAUGAAAUUCAAACUACUUUUUUUUGGGUGGUGGGGGGAGCAUUAGCAAGUUGAACUAUUAGUGAUGGCACGCCUUGUCAUCACUUGUGGUAAUAUGUAAAAAAUGUUAUUGGCUCAAAAUCAAUCAAAUGAAUGAUUG